Molecule: messenger RNA, 4567 nt
Organism: Branchiostoma floridae (Florida lancelet)
Lineage: Eukaryota; Metazoa; Chordata; Leptocardii; Amphioxiformes; Branchiostomatidae
Exons: 7
Coding region: 533-3571 (1012 amino acids)
Source: RefSeq, a predicted model, not a curated record
UUUACGUUGCUACUCAAUAGAUCCGACCCGGCUUGGAGAGUGCACGAACUUUCUGUCUCAGCUUUCACGUUGGUGCCGCCGCGAACUAACCGGUUUUGGUACGGGACCAAUCGUAGCUUACUCCAAUGGGGAACUGCUUGUUAUCAGCGUGUGCGCUAGCUAGCUAGCGUCGGAUUUUCGUGAGAAUGAUUUGUGGACAACAUUUCCUAGUCAGCAAAAUAGCAAAUAGGGAAGACAGCUGAUCUGAAGGAUCUACUGUAGUACUGUGAAGAGUUUGUGUGCUGUCUACUCCGUCAAAACAAACCAGUGUGGUCUGAGACAGAAGAGGACAAAUACUGAGGGAGCGAAACAAAGUCCGCCGGCGGAUUCGCCCCGCUGGUUGGUCUACAUGCGUGAGGAUACAACCGUGUUUGAUCGAACAACAUUCGCGGGGGCUCUCGUCUGACACCCGGGGACAAGCGCACAGGCACGUAUCGGUGGUGUGUAAUCUCUCUCCCGGCUGGAAGUUUUCUGAGAAAACCGCAGAAGCAACAUGGCCGUGUUGGAACUACGGUGCUGGUUUUUGGUCGCGGUGAUUUAUAAUGGUUGUAUGGUAGAGUUGUUGGACGCCCGCCAUGAUGGUUCGAGGUCGUCUGCAGACGACAGUUUUGGUCAGAAUUAUGGCGGGAGUCUCCUCGCACGUGUCCUAACGGGGAGGGCGGGUGACCUCGCCGGGGGGACCGUGGAGAGGGUGAGACACGGAGCCGGUCGGGCUGCAUACCGUCAAACGGGAGGAGGGAGAGCCGCUCGGCAGGGAGGGAGCUACUACGGGCCGCCCGACAGCCUGGCAUCGGGAGACGGCGACGUCCGCCCCGAGAAGGAAGAUUUUAUGACUCGGCCAACCGUGUUACCAGGAUACGAGGAUAAACCGUCCAACGUUGACAAGCUAAACACCAAUGAUGUUCUCAAGAAUAAUGCUGAAAAAGUCACAAACUCUGGCCACAAAAUACAACAUCCACAAACAUAUAUCACCGGAACUGUCCAUAAGGAGCCUGGUGAUAGGUCAACGUCUGGUGGUACGUCAUCAUCCGGAAGUACGUCAUCAACACGUCAUACUGUCAACCGUGGUAGACGUCCUCACGUUAUAACAAUGGUGCAUAACAUCAACGUCGGCAGGAAUCCGAGCGGACGUGCGUCAUCAGCAGGGAAUGAUGGGAGUGAAGAGAACACACAGCAUGUUAAGAUAAUUACCCAUAAUCCCAAGCAAGAUUCAGACGACGUUUCCGGGUCGAAUCUUAUGAGGGCGAUAAAAGAUCGUUUCAAAAUGGAGGAUCUUGUCAACAAGAAUAUGAUGACGAUGAUGAAGUUCUUGUUAAAAACUGUCUCUGAACAUACUGACGAAAUUUCCGGUCUCAGACACGUCAUUUCCGGUUUGCAAGCCGAGCUGGAAAGCGUCAAAGAAUCCCAGCAAGCUCCGCCGCCAUUUAUAGAAACUCUACCAAUCACGAGCAACGACACAGAUGACGACGCCUUUAACAGAAUAUACGGUGAAACGUUAAAUGGCAGAGUAGCUGUAUUAGAAAACCAACUUGCUAAAGAAACGCUUGAAAAACAAAGACUACGAGAGGAGGUUGAAACCUUGAGGAAAAAUCAACUAGAUUUUGAUACAAGAUUAUUAGAAAGUGAGGGCGCAGUCAGAAAUAUUUCUGGACAAUUCAGAGUCAUUGCGAAAAGCGUUAAUACAUUAGUACAGCAAGGAAAUGAGACCAUUGGAAUCCUGGGUACUAUGAACAAUGGUGGGAUGAAUCCGGAAGUGACGUCAGUCCUGGAACAAAUGCGAAAGAACGUGACCAUAUUAGGAGACGAGCUCGUCAACUUGGUUGAACAAAUUCUCGUUGGAAGAGACGAGAUUCAAGAAGUAGACGAGAAGUUGGACAGUAUUGACGAGUUCUUCCAAAACUUCACCGGCGAAAUCAACACCUUUACCGACGAAGUCUACGACCUCUCAGAAAGAACGUUUCGAACGGAAGAAGAACUUGGCAACGCUACAUUCGACAUCUAUUUCUUAAAGGAAGAUGUUGCCGGAUUGAAGUCUAAGACAGUCGCUAACAACGAUUUCUUAUGGCGACACGAAGAUAGGCUAACGUCUCUGUCAUCUUCUAUAUCCGAUCUGAAAGAUGAAGUCGAGAAAAAAGAAGAAGAGACGAGAGAUUAUUUCGACAAAAAGAUAACCACGCUAGACGACGUCAUAGACGAAAACACGAAGACUAUUCUACAGAUCGGUAGAGUACAGGAAAGCGUGGCCAAUGAGCUUGUUUCUGUGGCGGAAACGACGAGAAACAACGACCAAACUUUACGCGACCACGAAGCCAUCUUGAACAGGGUGGCCAUGGAUCAGAACUUACAGCGAAAAACACUGGACGCGCAAGGGGGCGCUCUUAACGAUGUCAUAGACAUCGUUAGAGAUAUGAACUUAGGUCUUCCUACUGCUGUCGCGAAAGACUGCGCGGACGUAUACAAGUUUGGGCAGCGGCAAAACGGCGUGUACAGCAUCCAACCGGAGGGGUCACCUGAGGUGACGCAGGUGUUCUGCGACAUGGAGACGGAAGAUGGCGGCUGGACCGUCAUCCAACGGAGGGGCAACGGGACCGUGGACUUCUACAGGACAUGGGAAGAGUACAAAGCCGGGUUCGGAUCACCUCACACUGAGUACUGGCUUGGGAAUGAGCUCCUACACUUGUUAACGGACCAGGGUGAGUACGAGAUGCGGAUUGACCUGGAGGACUGGGUAGGGAUGGCGGUGUACGCGAAGUACAGUACCGUGUACGUGUCAGAUGAAGGCAAUUCCUACAGAAUCCGCCUGGGGGAGUACAGUGGAGACGCCGGGGACGGACUCAGACUGGGCGAUAGGAGGCGCUUCAGCACCAAGGACAAGGACCAUGACCGGUGGGAGGAGGGUGAAUGUGCCAAGUACAGCAAAGGGGGCUGGUGGUUUGCAUGGUGUACCAGUGCGAAUCUGAAUGGGGUUUACCGCCACACCGGUCCGUACGAUGGUGACUUGAACGGUGUAUACUGGUACCCGUGGAAGGGCACUCGAUAUUCCCUACGUAAGGUCUCCAUGAAGAUUCGUCCCAAAGAGUUCAACCAAAAACCCUCUGAGCGCGAGCUGGGAGAUUAUUGGCCAGAGGAGGACCAAGCCGUGAAUACAAAUGGCGGUUUAACGAGAAACCCACGCUGGAAAAUUGAUGAGGGUCCACAUGGGGGUUUCCAGGAAGACGAACCGAUCGAUUCGUCGGAGGAUUAUCCAGAAGACUACAUGUUUGGGGAUCAGUUCAGAGGUCCUGAUUUCCCACUUGAAACAAAAUCCGAUCGUCACCAAAUCCAGUCAGGCCCUGAUCAGGAUUUGGCGGGAAAAAGAGAACGAGUGUGGUCCAAAGAAGAAAGUUUUGAAGAUCCCGAUUCGUUUCGUGGACCGGAUUUUCCCGUAAACGGCUUCGGUUGGGAUCGUGCAGGCAGUUAUGAUGUUGGACCAAACCGUGAUCUAUUACCAACACAUAAAGGCGGACACAGAGAUGACUUCGAGGACGAUUAAGUACUAGUUAUCUACGAUACAACAAAAGACAACAAAAAUUAUGCACAUUCAAAUUUUAAAGACCAUUUCUGGUUUUUCAUUUUUUGUAUGUUCAAAAGUUCACCAUACCUUUCUCUUGUUUUCUUGUUGUCAAUAACUUUGAUUGUUGAUGAAUUAUUUUUUUGCCCUAUAAUAGGGCUGGUGCUUGAUACAAAAGCUAUAUUUGCUGAUUUUUCAUUGAUGUGUUUUAAGACGAUACAAAUAUUCUACAAUAAGGUGGUUCAUGGUUUAAACUGCGCAUACUCUGCGAAAUGCAAUGUGGGUAAUAUGUCAAAGGUUAAGUUUCGCAACUUUUCAGUUCUUGCAGCAAACAAAAAGUUUUUUUCUAGACUGCAGUCAAUACAUGUCCAGACCUGUUUUGUUUUGUUUACGUCUUUGGAUCUUCACCCAUGACAUAUUACCCACACUGCAUUUCGCUGCGCAUGCGCAGUUGGAACUCCGAAUCCCGUGACGUAUUGAUUUACCCACAAUCCUCUAUGAGUUAUAAUCAAGGAUUCAAGGUGAAUAUACUUCUCACUCUUUAUGUUGCAUCUGACACAAAAAAACAUGUUGUUUUGUAUCUUUGUCGUUACAUAUCAGCUAUGUAUACAGGGUAGACCAUUCUCAUGUAUAUGUAGCACGAUUUUAAAACAUUUCGUCAGAUUUUUCUUCAUGUUCAAAUUCUACAAACUCAUCCAGAAAGAACGUAAGACCUAGGUUUUAGAUACUUUUUAUGUUUAUGCUUCGUUUUACAUGUUCCUGUUUCAUAUUAGAGAAAAUUGUUCUUCAUAUUUGUAUUCAUUCAUUGUGUAUUAAUAUAGUAUAGCUAUGUAGUAAAAGUUAUUCUUUUAAAAGUCUUCUGUGUAAACGUAUAGAUUGUUCCUACAUGUACGUCUGUAAAUAUUGGAAUUUACAUUUUGCUGUAUUAAAGCUACUCAUAUACAGCGGUUUGUAAAAACGUUAUACCCGUUGCCUUCA